Diaporthe batatas is the source of this 885-nucleotide messenger RNA. RefSeq lists its product as uncharacterized. The record is from RefSeq and is a predicted model, not a curated record. Gene Ontology annotation, molecular function: alpha-1,6-mannosyltransferase activity. Gene Ontology annotation, cellular component: mannan polymerase complex. Gene Ontology annotation, biological process: protein N-linked glycosylation. Lineage: Eukaryota; Fungi; Ascomycota; Sordariomycetes; Diaporthales; Diaporthaceae. The coding region runs from base 1 to 885 and encodes 294 amino acids. The transcript is spliced from 2 exons.
AUGGCUAUGUCUUGGCAGGUCCUCGCGUGGCACAAACAGAACCCCAAGACCUCUUGGGCUCCACUCGUUUUCGCUGGCCUCGUCACGACGUUGUUUCUGUUGCUCCUGCAGAACAACUCAUAUCCCAGCCGCAUCUCCAACCUCAUUGAUCAGCCUGAGGACAAAAUCCCGCCCCAGAAGAGUGCCGCAAUACCGGAUAAACUUUGGCAGAUUUUCCUGCCACCCAACAAUGCUGGCGACGACUUUACCAUCCACCCUGCCGCGCUCAUCGAUGUGCCGUCCUGGCUGGCCCGGAACCCCGACUAUCAUUAUCGCCUCGUGACAUCGAAGUGGGCCGAUGCUUUUGUCGACGCGCAGUUUGGUCCGGAAUCAGAAAUAGCAAAGGUUUACCACGAAUUGCGAAACCCUGGGCUGAAGUCCGAUCUUCUUCGGUACUUGAUCCUCUUCAUCGAGGGGGGCGUUUACACCGAUACGGACACGGAAGGCCUGCAACCCAUUGACAAGUGGGUUGGUUGGGAUAUGAAGGAUCGGGUGAAGCUGAUCGUGGGCGUUGAGUUUGACCAGAGAGAUGGCGGCCCUUGGGCCGAUAUCCCCCAUGUUUUACAGUUUUGCCAGUGGACCAUCGCCGCAGCGCCGGGGCAUCCGAUCUUCCCAGAUAUGGUAGCCCGCUCUCUGGGGUCUCUGAAAGAGCUCUCGGCGACUUACAACAAGAGCUUGGGAGACAUGAAGCCCAGCAGUUUUGAGGUCAUGAACUCGACAGGACCCGCAGCUUGGACCGAGGUUGUCUUUGCGCAUCUGCAGAAGUUCGACCCUGGCCUGCAAAGUUUGAGAGACCUCAGUUCCAUGAAAAAUCCCCGGCUGUAUGGCGCACUCAGGGAGCACUAA